AUGAUAAUGAUGAAGGUGUUUGUUCUUAUUUCAUUUCUCUCUUUAUCAUAUUCAAAAACCAGCUUUAUGCCCAACUUACCUUUGGGAGAAUAUCGUAUAGUAUUUGAAAAAAUAUAUUCUUGUGAGUCAACACAUUUAAUUCAAAUUAAUGUUUUUAUUAAUAAAAAGACAUUAAGUAUCACUGAGCUGAAAGGAAAUUUUACAUUUUUAUUACCUUUGGACGAUACUCUUACACUAGAUAUAAAUGUUGCGUCUUGGAGUUCUAUUGGCGGUUGGAAACCAAAUUCAAUGGUUUUUGUCACAAAGAGAGCAUGCAGUUUUGGGAAAAAAGUCUUAGGAAACGUAUCGAAUACAAUAGCUAAAGCUUUUAACUUUUUUAAUACUAGCUGUCCAAUAGUAGCGGGAACAUAUAUAACAACAGGUGUUCACUUGGAGGAAUUAGCAGAUCAUAACUUGCCCAAGGUGUAUUUUUACGGAAAAUAUAAAUCAACGUUAAAGAUAAAAAAUGAAAAAAAUAAAGUAUUGGGUUGCAUCGUAAUAGAGUGUAGUCUUAUACGACCAUGGGAAAAACCAAUUUGA
Rhopalosiphum padi (bird cherry-oat aphid) is the source of this 579-nucleotide messenger RNA. RefSeq lists its product as uncharacterized. The coding region runs from base 1 to 579 and encodes 192 amino acids. The record is from RefSeq and is a predicted model, not a curated record. Lineage: Eukaryota; Metazoa; Arthropoda; Insecta; Hemiptera; Aphididae. The transcript has 4 exons.